CACCACACCCCGCCCUGAGCGUCAUGGUUCGUGCCACGCAUAUAAAGCUUCGCGGCCCUGGGCUUACUUGGCGCUAAGAACGCGAGUCCGCGGAUCUGCUGGUGUUUGCGUCCCGCCCUCCCCCACGCAGUCAUGGCCUCCGGCAACGCGCACAUUGGAAAGCCCGCCCCGGACUUCCAGGCCACCGCCGUGGUGGAGGGCGCCUUCAAGGAGGUGAAACUUUCCGACUACAGAGGGAAAUACGUGGUCCUCUUUUUCUACCCGUUGGACUUCACUUUUGUGUGCCCCACGGAGAUAAUCGCUUUUAGCGAGCAUGCCGAGGACUUCCGCACGCUGGGCUGCGAGGUGCUGGGUGUCUCUGUAGACUCGCAGUUCACCCACCUAGCUUGGAUUAACACCCCCCGGAAGGAGGGAGGCUUGGGCCCCCUGAACAUCCCCCUGCUGGCUGAUGUAACCAGAAGUUUGUCCCAUGAUUAUGGCGUGCUGAAGGAAGAUGAGGGCAUUGCCUACAGGGGCCUCUUUAUCAUUGAUGGCAAGGGUGUCCUUCGCCAGAUAACCGUCAAUGAUUUACCUGUGGGGCGCUCUGUGGAUGAGGCUCUACGGCUGGUCCAGGCUUUCCAGUACACAGAUGAGCAUGGGGAAGUUUGUCCCGCUGGCUGGAAGCCAGGCAGUGACACGAUCAAGCCUAAUGUGAAUGACAGCAAGGAAUACUUCUCCAAACACAACUAGGCUAGCAGACAGGCACCAAGCUUGGGCUCAUGGCCCCCACCUGGAUGCCCUGUGCUGGCCCAGAAAAGGCCAAACCUGCCCCUUCAUAUUCCACAGUCCUGACUUGAAGGGCUAGACCAAGGCCUUCUCAUAUUCCUAGCUGAGUGAUGAAUGGUGAUCUAUCCCUGGAGCUCUCCAACUGGGCACAGGCCUAGAGGUGACCAAUAAAGUAUUAGGGACAGGUGUGA
Molossus molossus (Pallas's mastiff bat) is the source of this 956-nucleotide messenger RNA. It is a transcript of the gene PRDX2, whose product is annotated as peroxiredoxin 2. Gene Ontology annotation, biological process: cell redox homeostasis; removal of superoxide radicals; hydrogen peroxide catabolic process. Gene Ontology annotation, molecular function: thioredoxin peroxidase activity. NCBI's taxonomy places the organism in Eukaryota, Metazoa, Chordata, Mammalia, Chiroptera, Molossidae. The record is from RefSeq and is a predicted model, not a curated record. Bases 133 to 729 code for a protein of 198 amino acids. The transcript has 6 exons. Gene Ontology annotation, cellular component: cytosol.